Molecule: messenger RNA, 2477 nt
Organism: Thamnophis elegans (Western terrestrial garter snake)
Lineage: Eukaryota; Metazoa; Chordata; Lepidosauria; Squamata; Natricidae
Gene: SLC3A1
Product: solute carrier family 3 member 1
Exons: 9
Biological process (GO): carbohydrate metabolic process; amino acid transport
Source: RefSeq, a predicted model, not a curated record
GGAGCACUUGACUCUCUUUAAUCUUAGUCAGACUUUGGACUGGUUGGUCAGGUUUAUUUAUAAACCAGGGACAAAUGACAAGAAUGUAUUUCACUGAUUGAAGGUAUUCAACCCACUUCUCAGCUACAUUAGACUUCUGAGCAAGAGGAGACAGCACUGAACAAAAGGAAUGGCUGGAGAAAAUACAGUCCUCUCUCUUGAGCUGAAAGAGAAAGAAGGCUUGGACAACAAUGGCUUUCUUCAGGCUGAGGAGCUGGAUGCCAAAGAAGCAGCUGAGGAAGGGUCACCAAGGGCUGGUCCUGUCAUCAUGGAAAUAGAAGCACAGGACGGAUUAACUCAGCAGCCUUAUGCAGGAAUGCCCAAAGAGGUGCUCCUUCAGUACUCCACAAAGGCAUGCUAUAGGAUUACCAGAGAGAUACUCUUCUGGUUGAUCAUUGCAGCUUCACUGGUGCUUGUGGCAGCUACGGUCACAAUCAUUGCCUUGUCCCCCAAAUGCCUUGAUUGGUGGCAAGCCAGCUCCAUUUAUCAGCUCUAUCCACGGUCAUUUAAAGACACGGACAAAGAUGGGAAUGGUGAUCUCAAAGGUAUCCAGGAAAAACUAGAACAUAUACAGUAUCUUAAUAUAAAAACUGUUUGGAUCACAUCUUUUUAUAAAUCAGCCCUAAAAGACUCUGGAUAUGGAAUAGAGGAUUUUGAAGACAUAGAUCCAAUCCUUGGAAGCAUGAAGGAUUUUGAAGAUCUGGUUGCAGCAAUCCACGAUUGCUUCAAAUGCUACUGUUUCUGAACCAACAUUUUGAUUGCUAAGCAAGAGUAUUGUUAAGUGAGUUUCAUCACAUUUUACAAGUUGGCCAUGCCCCCCAGUCACAUAGCUGGCAAGCCACUCCCACCUGGUCACAUGAUGAGCAUCUUGGGAAAUUCCAGUUGGCAGUAUGAUACUGUGAGGAACCAAUGUUAUUUUCAUCAGUUUGGAAAAGAACAGCCAGAUUUAAAUUUUCGUAAUCCUAAUGUUCAGGAAGAAAUGCAUGAUAUUAUUCAGUUUUGGCUUGGCAAAGGAGUCGAUGGAUUUAGCAUCAGUUCUCUUAAAUUCCUCUUAGAAGCAACACAUCUGAGAGAUGAGCCACAAGUGAAUAAAAGUCUCCCGCCGGAAAACAUCACAGCUUAUUCUGAACUGUAUCAUGACUACACCACGACCCAAGUCGGCUUGCAUGAUAUAGUCCGCAGUUUUCGGCAUACCAUGAAUAAGUUCAGCAGUGAACCUGGUAGAUACAGAUUUAUGGCUGCAGAAACAAUUGAGAACAACAUUGAAGAAACGAUGUUGUAUUAUGGGACAUCAUUUAUUCAAGAAGCUGAUUUUCCUGUAAAUUUUCACCUCAAGAACUUGGAAUCAGUUUCAGGAAAUGAUAUUUCUGAAAGUAUAGCUUUGUGGAUGAAGAAUAUGCCACAAGGAAAAUGGCCAAAUUGGAUGGUUGGAGAUUCCAACACUGCUAGAAUAUCCUCUCGGAUUGGAAAAGAAUAUAUAAAUGUCGUAAACAUGCUUCUUUUAACCCUUCCUGGAACACCUGUAAGUUAUUAUGGUGAAGAAAUAGGAAUGGAAGAUGCAACAUCAGAAACUGCACGUUUUCUAGAAAAAGCCCCAAUGCAAUGGGAUGACAGCCUUCAUGCUGGCUUUAGUGAGGGCAACUCAACAUGGAUAGCAGUAAAUCCUGACUAUCGAAAUAUAAAUGUGAAAAUUCAACAAAAUUACCCAAAUUCCACACUCAAUUUGUACCGAGAACUCAAUUCCCUUCGGUCCAGUGAGCUUCCCAUUCACAGGGGAUGGACGUGUUACAUAUGGAAUGAUACCAAUGUCUUUGUUUAUGUAAGAGAACUUGAUGGGUUGGAUCAAGUGUUUAUGAUGGUUCUAAAUUUUGGAGUGGGAACCAUAACAAAUCUGCAAUCUUUGGUUCCUGGCAUUCCUUCAGAAGCUAAUAUAAAGCUAAGUACCAUUUUCAGUAACACUGGGAAAGUUGUAAACAUGAAAACAAUUGAAACGCAAAAAGGUGAAGGACUUGUAUUGGAAUAUAGGACAAGCAAACCACUCCAUAUGAUGGACAAUUUCAAAGAGAAGUGCUUCGUUGCAGAAAAGGCAUGCUAUUCCAGUGCUUUUAAUUUACUUUACACGUUCUGUUAAAUGUUAUUAUUAAUUAGUCUAAAUCCAUUAGUUGAUGAUUACAUGUUACUUCUUUACAAAAGGUAUGCCAGCUUGUUCAUAAGAUUUCUAUAGGCUAGAUCUAAUUCUAAUGGGAGAAUAAUUAAAAAAUUAACUCUCUCUAGUAGUUACAAUGUACUGUUUACUGUGCUUAGCUUAAAUGGUUGCUUGUAAAAUUACUUUCCUAUUAAUUGUAAGCUUUUUGAGAACAAUUCUAGCUGGCUUUCCUAGUUCCUCCAAUUCUCACAUUCUGUAAAAUUGUGUGUUUCUAUUAAAUAUGUACCUUACA